AUGUCGCUACAAAAUACACCUACUAUGUCGAAAGCCUCUAAGAGAAAUUUGCGUAAGAAAGAACUACGCAUCAUAAAAAAAGCUAAAAUUGAAAAAUCCGAUAGCUUGAUCGUCGGAGAGGGUAUUUCCAAUUCUAAUGCUAAUCAUAUCGAAGAAAGUAUGAACAUAUUUUACGAUCUUUUAAAA
This is a messenger RNA of Racocetra persica, 186 nucleotides long. The record is from the annotation of a GenBank genome assembly. NCBI's taxonomy places the organism in Eukaryota, Fungi, Glomeromycota, Glomeromycetes, Diversisporales, Gigasporaceae.